ACGCUGAGAGCUGGGAGCAGCAGCAGCAGCAGACAGGCAGCCAGCGGAGUUGGUACGAACAUCUUCGACUUCUCAAACCAAAAAAAACACCUCGACUGCCCUUCAGCUGCUCCGCUCGCCGGUAUGCCUUGGAUUGCCCGCUGCACCGGGAAAUAUGCGGUGGAUUUAGCCCCUGGGAGCCGCGGAGAAGAUGAUUAAAUGCGAAGUGAGCUGCGAAGGAGAAAGUGUGCCUUGUUUGGAGCUGGUCGUGUGCCACAACAGAACUCGGAGCGCAUCAAGGCCAGCAGCAGCCAGUAGCACUUCGUUAGCUCGUCGGCUAGCUUACUAAGGUUACAGGUGUUUAGGAAGCAAAUAACCAAACAUAACACUUAGCUGUAGUUAGCUGGUAACAAACUGUGCUCCUAUGCCUUGAUAUAAAACUGACUUAAACGUGGCUGUUAUAACCCUUUUAUAGCAAAAGUAGCAAGUAUAACACUUAGCAACAUUGUUAUUAGCCGUUAGCAUUUUAGUUAGCCGCUGCCCCGUGUUUACAGCAGCAUUAGCUACCGAGCUAUCGAGUCAACUUUAUUGCUACAUGUGCUUGUUUUCUCAUGUAGCUAAUAUUUCUUUGGUGAACUUGACUCAACCGUGGACUGGUAGUUUGGUUUUGCAUAUUUCUUCGUAUUUGUAAACGAGCCAGUCCGACUUUUCCCAACGUGCCUGCCCUGGACUGACCCACCCUUAAGGACUAUCUAUCCGGGGCCGAUGCUGACGGUUCAGCCCGGAUCACGGCAACGCCAGGAGCCGCUACAGCAAUGCAGCCCCAGCACAUAUACGACUUUUCAAGUGACGAGAACAGUCAGAAAUGGAGAGGCCUCUUCGUGCAAGCCUUACGGAAGGUACAGCAGCAGGUCCACCCGACCCUGACGGCCAAGGAGGAUGCCCUCCACCACAUUGAGGAGUUGAUCCUCCAGCUGCUCAACAUGCUGUGCGUGGCCCAGCCCCGCUCGGUGCAGGAUGUAGAGGCAAGUGCUUUCACCUUCCCUCCUGGUGAACGUGUCCAGAAGACUUUCCCCCACCCUAUUGAUAAGUGGGCAAUCGCUGAUGCCCAGGCAGCUAUAGAGAAACGAAAGAGGAGAAACCCCUUACUCCUACCUGUGGACAAAAUACAUCCGUUGCUCAAGGAGGUGUUGGGCUACAAAGUAGACUACCACGUUUCCCUGUACAUCGUGGCAGUGCUUGAAUACAUAUCGGCAGAUAUACUCAAACUGGCAGGCAACUACGUCGGCAACAUUCGGCACUAUGAAAUCAGCCAGCAGGACAUAAAGGUGUCCAUGUGCGCGGACAAAGUGUUGAUGGACAUGUUCGAGCAGGAUGAGGACAUCGGCCUGAUGUCGCAGUGCCCCGAGGAGCCGUCCUCCUCUGGGGAGCUCACGUACGACGACCUGGUGAGGCUCGAAAUCGCAGAGGAGCGGCAGUACCUGCGAGAGCUCGACCUCAUCAUCAAAGUGUUCCGGCAACACUUCCUGUCCAACUGUCCAAAAGUCUUUACAGCCCAGGAUGUGGAGGUGAUCUUCAGUAACAUCUUGGACAUCCACGAGCUGACGGUGAAGCUCCUGGGCCUGAUCGAGGACGCCGUGGAGAUGACCGCCGAUGGCAGCCCUCAUCCGCUGGUUGGCAGCUGCUUUGAAGACCUGGCAGAGGAGCAGGCGUUUGACCCCUAUGAGACCUUGUCCCAGGAUAUCCUCAGCAGGAAUUUUCACCAGCACUUCAACAACCUGAUGGCACGGCCAGCAGUUAGCGUCCACUUCCAGUCGACUCCAGAGGGCUUUAAAGAAGCUGUCCAGUAUGUCCUCCCCCAGUUGAUGAUGGUGCCAGUGUACCACUGUAUGCACUACUUUGACCUGCUGCAGCAACUUCAGGAGCACAGUGAAGUCCAAGACGACCGAGAGUGUCUGAAACAGGCGAUCACGGCUCUGCUUAACCUUCAGUCCAGCGUCGAGCGGAUCUAUGCCAAGCACCAGCCUCGCCGUAAACCAUGUGAGCCCCUGUCCCGCCUGUACAGCAGGCAGACUCGUAGCAAACAGCUCGCCAUCAAGCGCAUGAACGAGAUCCAGAAAAGCAUCGACGGCUGGGAGGGGAAGGACAUCGGCCAGUGCUGCAGCCAGUUCAUCAUGGAGGGGCCUCUCGUACGAGCGGGUGCCAAACACGAGAGACACAACUUCCUGUUUGACGGCCUGAUGAUCAGCUGCAAGGCCAACCAGAGUUCACGGCUCCCGGGGUCAGGCAGCGGGGCAGAAUACCGCCUGAAGGAGAAGUUUGUGCUCAGGAAGGUCCGCAUCGUGGACCGCGAGGACUCGGCGGACCUGCGCUGCGCUUUCGAACUGAUAGGCAAAGACGAGGUCUGCGCGGUUUUCUGCGCACGGACAGCAGAGGAGAAGGCAGCGUGGAUGGAAGCGCUGGUGACCCUUCAGUACCGCUCCACUUUGGAUCGGAUGUUGGACACGGUGCUGCAAACGGAGGAGCAGGAACAUCCGCUGCGGCUGCCUUCGCCGGAGGUUUACAGGUUUGCUGUGCAGGACUCUGAGGAGAAUAUCGUGUUUGAGGACAAAGUGCAGAGCAAAACUGGCAUCCCCAUCAUCAAGGCUGGCACAGUGGUUAAGCUCAUAGAGAGGCUCACCUACCACAUGUAUGCUGAUCCCAACUUUGUGCGCACAUUUCUCACCACCUACCGAUCAUUCUGCACGCCAAAGGAGUUCCUCAUCCUGCUCAUGGAGAGGAUUGAGAUCCCUGAGCCAAAGCCAAUCGAGGAAGAUCGGGAGGCUGUCUGGAACGACGACCAGCUGAUGGCGGCAGAGCUACAGAGGUUUAGAAAGGAAUACGUACAGCCCGUCCAACUCAGAGUCCUCAACGUUCUACGCCAGUGGGUCGAGCAUCAUUUCUACGACUUUGAGAACGAUUCAGAGCUCAUAAGUCGGUUGGAGGAUUACAUCACCAGCAAAAUACAACUCCGAGGCAAGUCCAUGAGAAAGUGGGUCGAGUCCAUCAAUAAGAUUAUCAGGAGAAAGCUGCAGACCCAGUCAAACGGCGUUAGUCCCAACAUCACAUUUGAGAGUUUGCCUCCUCCCAUCGAGUGGCACAUCUGCAAAGCAAGUCAAGUGGAACUGUUCGAUCUCAUGACCCUUCACCCCAUAGAGAUUGCCCGCCAGCUGACGCUUCUUGAGUCUGAGUUCUACAGAGCCGUCCGACCGUCUGAAUUGGUCGGCAGCGUCUGGACCAAAGAGGACAAAGAAAAUAACUCGCCGAACUUGCUCCGCAUGAUCCGCCACACCACCAACCUGACCCUGUGGUUUGAGAAGUGCAUUGUGGAGAUGUCCAACCUGGAGGAGAGGGUGGCCGUGUUAACACGGGUCAUAGAGAUCCUCCAGGUUUUCCAGGAGCUCAACAACUUCAACGGCGUGCUGGAGGUUGUCAGCGCCGUCAACUCUGUCCCAGUCUAUAGGUUAGACCACACCUUUGAGGCAAUACCAGAAAGGAAAAGGAAAAUCCUGGAAGAGGCCGUAGAGCUCAGCCAAGACCAUUUUAAGAAAUACUUGGCUAAACUAAAGUCAAUAAACCCGCCCUGUGUGCCUUUCUUUGGUAUUUAUUUAACCAACAUCCUGAAGACAGAGGAGGGGAACCCUGACUUCCUCAGACGCCAAGGUAAGGAUCUGAUUAACUUCAGCAAGAGGAGGAAAGUGGCUGAAAUCACCGGAGAGAUCCAGCAGUAUCAGAACCAGCCCUACUGUCUGAAGGUGGAGCCCGACAUCAGGAGGUUCUUCGAGAACCUGAACCCGAUGGGCAGCAUGAGCGAGAAGGAGUUUUCUGACUACUUGUUCAAAACCUCUUUGGAAAUCGAGCCUCGGCACGGCAAGCAGGCUGCCCGAUUUCCCAGGAAAACCACGUACACUCUGAAAUCCCCGGGGAUCCGGCCUGUGCGAACCUCUACCUCUGGCACCCUGAAGGGUCACCCAGUUCCCCUGGAGAGGGAGCCCCCGCAGAAGAUCGCCUUCCGCAGCAUCGCCGAGGCCGAGCUGGACACGUCCAUGUCCGCCUCAGUGCCCACCUCCCCCAACACGCCCACGCCACCUCAGUCGGCCUCUUCCGACCUCAGCUCGGUGUUCAUGGAUCACGACCUCAGCAGCUCCUACAGCAGCUGUAACUCCAUAUUUGUUCCGGUUCUUCUGCCACCUUCAAAGUUCCAGUCGGUCUCCUGUGGCAGCCUGCACCAGCUGGGUGAUGACUUGAAGCCGCCUCCUUUGCCUCCUCGAAGGAAAGACGCCUUGUCUGAAGCAAAACUCGGCUCCAGGUCUGACUGCCCUCCGGCCAUCCCUCCCCGGCUGCCCCCGCCUCUGCCCAGGAACCAGCCUCGCCCGCCGCUCUACAACGGCCCCCCCGCUGACGGACCCCUGCCCAGCCCUCCUCCUCCUCCCCCCAGAGAUCCCCUCCCCGACACGCCGCCCCCCGUCCCCCAGCGGCCCCCGGAGAUCUUCAUCAACUACCCGGUCAACAUGCAGCCGUCGCCCGUGGGCCGAUACCACUGGGACUUUGGCAGCUCCCCCAGCUCCCCCAACACCCCUCCCAGCACACCCUCCCCCCGCGUGCCCCGGCGGAGCUGCCCGCUCAGCGCCAGCCAGAACAGCCUCUGCCCCGUCCCCAUCACCGCCCCGCCAGUGCCCCCGCGCCACAACUCCAGCCCACAGCUCCCCAAACUCCCACCAAAGACAUACAAAAGGGAGGCGAUGCAGCCGCCGCUACAGGGCCUCUCGUUGGUGGAGAACGCCGACAGCAGCCAGUGAAGGCUGCCCCUCGCCCCUCAAACACCAAAAUGCAACCCGGAAAAACACCGCUUGACUCAGAGCUACUGAUCUGAACGAACAACACUGCUCAGCACCUGCCCACACCUGCACCCGCCGCCACGCCUGCUAUGCCUCUCAGGGGAUCAGUAGCUCCGCCUCCAUCAUAAACCUCCUGUGCCAACGAGAAAAGAAACCCCCGCACCGGCGUGCCAGCCACCAGACCACCAGGAGCAUUUGUGUCUGUGAGGAGUGGGGCCGCCCGCUUCCGCCAGAGGCUCUCACCCGUCACACUCCGACUCACCCCACGGCUCUCCCCUCCGUCCCCAGGGUGGGGAGGGGGGAGGUCGAGGGAGGGCGGGGGCUUGGACUUCGUAGCCUCAACUGUGCUUUGUUUCUUUUGGGCAUUGACAUCGUCGAUUUUCCGCUCGAGGACCAGCUCCGACGCGGUCCCUUUCACGGUGGGUGUGAGCAGGGGAACUGAUUCGCUUUUGCUACUAACUGAACACAAACAGUUGCCAAAGUCUUAUUUUAUGCAGGGGGAUAAGGGAUCUUCUUCUUCUUUUUUUUUUUUUAGCAAAUGUGACACUAACAUGUACACAAAGGAGGCCACACUGAGUCCCCCACCUUGUAUCUCAGCUGUACACUGUGACUGUAAAGUAGCAAGUCAAACUGUGUUGACUGUUGAUUCUGUGUCUGGUCUGGAGCCACUCCACAGCCACAAAGCGUUGCCUUUUUAAAAAAAAAAAAAACUCCAACAGCGGUGACCUCUGAGCCCAGGCUCCAGACGGGAGCGCAGCUGGGGGCACUCGGUUCGCACAUGCAGGUUGGGUGAAGGCAGCAGGUUUUUGGAUCGGGCCACGUGACCCCCCUCCGCGGUGCAGGACAGAGGGAAGUCUGCCAUGAUAUGAAGCCGCACCAGGAAGCGGGGUGAGGAGGAGGAGGAGGAGUCCCGCCUCUACUGCUCUGAUGUCUUAACCGAUUCCCUUAAAGACGCUGCUGUCUGACACUGUGCUCUUCUCCAAAAGCGCCCCCCUCCUUUUCCCCAUCCACGGCCAACUCCUCGUCGUUUGUAUUGGAACUUUGCACUGGAAGCACGCAUCCUCGCACCAAACGCGGGGCCCCCCCCCCCCCCCACCACCACCACCACCUGCCAGCAGUGGCUGCUCCUACUACUUAAAGCCUAUCAAAAAGAGGAACUUUUUAAUCUGACUUCUUCCUCUUCCUUAUUUUUUCUGUUCUUCCCUGCUUGAAAUCUUCUUGUUUCUCUUUGGAAAGACUGAAAUAAUCAUUCAUGCAUCAUGCUCAGAUGUGCCUUUUUAUUUUGUUUUCUACUUUACAGAAAUAAGCAAAUGGUGUCUAAAAUGCUUAAAAAUAAAGUUGCCUAUGUAAUGUUUAGAACAAAGCUAUACACUAUGAAACUGUACAUGUUUGUGCAUACUGUGUAUAUAUAACAUGUAUACACUAACUAAAUAAUUUGUAUAAAGAGACCCCGCCCCACCCCCCUCCUUUACCCGGUCCCAUUGUACCCUCACCCAUCUCGGUUCGGAUAUUUCCUAAUAAGCGAAUGCUGAUACGGUCGGCUAAAAAAAAAAAGUCAUUUUGAGAAGAAAAACAAAAACUAGACAAAACAAUAAAACCAAAUAAAAAAAUAAAUAAAGAGGUCACUCUCACUAACUUACUUACAGACAAUCUCCAGUUGAAAGACUGGGAGUAUUAACUGAGGAAAGCCAUGGUUUCUUCCCCGCCCCCGUAGGUGUUUUAAAGCAAUGAGAAGAAAAAAGAAAAAAAAAAAUCCAGUUUAAUAUGCCAAGCACUUACUUAGACAUGUUCUUCACUUUGUACAUCCUACUAAUGGCCUUUCCCCUUUUUCAAAGAUUUUUUAAUGCUUACACUCAUUAAAGGUAGGAGCUGUAUUAAACCUUGCUGUGGACUAUAUCUGCAGGCUUAUAUUUGGUUGAGAGGAUUGGAGCGUAGUGGAAGAAUUUGACUUUUUGGGUUAUUUUUAAGUUGUUUUUUUUUUCGGAGAAACACACUUUGUGCACUUUAGGCUGUACUGUUGAAGAGCCGCGGCCGCCGCAGGUAUGUUUGUAAAUGCAGUGAACCUGUGCGGCUGCUGAUCUCGCUCUCUCUGAGGAUCAGGGCAGAAAAAAACAAACAAAACACAAGUCUACCACCUCACUUUUACCCCCCACCCAUCCAACCCCACCAACAGCCGCCACCAACCCUUUGCUGGCUCCGAUGUUCGUAAACGACACUGGAGGGUGUCCGACCACCACGAGCAGAUUCAUCCUUUUUUCUUUUUCAUUUAGCUUUUUUCUAAUAAAAAUAAAAACACCCCCACCCCCUGGCUUCUGCAUAUGUCCAGCCAUCCUCCUCGUGCUCUGUUCAGAGCAGGAGAGGGGGGGGGG
Menidia menidia (Atlantic silverside) is the source of this 7225-nucleotide messenger RNA. The record is from the annotation of a GenBank genome assembly. Lineage: Eukaryota; Metazoa; Chordata; Actinopteri; Atheriniformes; Atherinopsidae.